Molecule: messenger RNA, 6135 nt
Organism: Sardina pilchardus (European sardine)
Lineage: Eukaryota; Metazoa; Chordata; Actinopteri; Clupeiformes; Clupeidae
Gene: kank1a
Product: KN motif and ankyrin repeat domains 1a
Exons: 12
Coding region: 386-4798 (1470 amino acids)
Biological process (GO): negative regulation of actin filament polymerization
Cellular component (GO): cytoplasm; cytoskeleton
Molecular function (GO): protein binding
Source: RefSeq, a predicted model, not a curated record
CAGAUUGACAAGUCGUCCGAUCUCCUGUCCGGUCCUCUGGACCCUGUGAUUUCUCUCUCUCUCUCUUUUCUCUGGCCACAAUUAGCAGGGCAUCGUUUCCUGUUUUAGUGCUGGGAUCGUUUGGCUGUCAUCUGAGGAAGUCUGCUAAUCUUAGCUGUAACCCAUACCUCCUCUGUUGAGGAGAGCCGUAGGUUAUAGCGGGACCCACGGUGCUGACCGCAACCAUUGCCACAGCCACUCACGCAGUGCUGUUGUGUGUGCCGUCGGUCAGGGAUUAGAAUGAAAGUGAAAGCGUACAGGUUGCAUGAUAAACUGGACUUGAUGCAUGGCCUUUGCAUGAUCCCAUUGCGUGCUGGUGUGGGGCUGACCGCAAGCUGCAGUGACCAUGGCUCAGACCUUACACAUUAACGGCAACGUCUCAGAAAAAGAUGAGGAUGAGAAGGACCCCGUGGCUCCGUACUACCUGGAGACCCCGUACGGCUUCCAGCUAGACCUGGACUUCCUGAAGUAUGUGGACGACAUCGAGCGGGGCAACACCAUCAAGAAGCUGAACAUCCAGCGCAAGCCCAAGUCGGCGCGGCCCUCCACCUCCUCGCAGCACAGCAACAACAACAGCGUGAGCAGCAGCAGUGGCGGAGGCUGCGGAGGCCUGGCCGAGUGGACGUCCACCGACUCGCUCUCGUCCUCCGCCAGCGAUGAGAACAAGCGCUCGCCGUCGCCCGUGUUCCUCACGUCCGCCAGUCAGCCGACACCGCCGCCACCGCCUCCACCACCACCGCCGCCACCUCAUCCUCACGCCCUGCCCCAGUCGCAGAUAGUCCGACCCGGCCCAGUGACCCUCCCGACUCACCCGGUCCAUGACGGCCCCCAGGCCUUCCUGAGUGUCCUGGAGGCCCGACAGCAGCAGCAGCACCAUCAGCACCAUCAGCAGCAGCUGCCCCCUCCCUCCCCGCGGCUCUUCCCCCGCCACAACCCGCAGGUGGAGAAGACGCUGAUGGAGACGCGCCGGCGCCUCGAGCAGGAGCGGCUCCUGGCCCAGCCGCUGGCGCUCGCUCCUCCUCCUCCUCUGCCCGCCGCGCCGAGCGACCCUCUGCCCCCGCCGCGCCGCCGGCUGGCCAGCUUCGGGGGCACGGGCUCCAACAGCUCGCUGGCCUCGUCCUCCUUCGGCGGCUCGGCGGGCGUGCCCAGCCAGGUGUCGCCCGGCUCGCACCACCACCUGCUGACGCAGCACAACGGGCACCUGUUCAGCAACGGCGGCGGCGGCGGGGGAACCGGGAGCGUGGACGGCUACAACCCCUACUUCACGCCGUCCAUGGGCGGCUCGUCCAUGCGCCACAGCCCCAUGAGCUCGGGCAUGACCACGCCGGUCACCAACGUGAGCCCGGCGCACCUGCAGCACAUCCGCGACCAGAUGGUGGUGGCGCUCAAGCGGCUCAAGGAGCUGGAGGAGCAGGUGAGGACCAUCCCCAUCCUGCAGGUGAAGAUCGCCGUGCUGCAGGAGGAGAAGCGGCAGAUGGCCUCGCAGCAGGCCAAGGGCCCGGCGGGCUCCGGAGGCUUCCGGAAGCGCUCGUACAGCGUGGGCAGCGCCGAGCAGUUCGAGUCGUCGCUGGCGGCUGCGGCUGCGGCCGUGCCGGCGCAGGGGCCGAGCAGGCGGUCCGAGCUGCACAUCGACUCGGAGGACGAGCUGGAGGGCAUGGAGCAGAGCUCGCAGCGGCUGCAGGAGUUCCGGCAGCUGACCGCCGAGAUGCAGGCGCUGGAGAAGGAGAUCCAGGACCCGGGGUCGGCCACUAAAGAGGAGCGGAGGCAGGUCAGAGGUCAGACCCAGAAUGACCGCGCCGCCGCCGCUACCGCGGCCGUCGCGCCGCAGAAGCAGUCGAGUCGAGAGCUGAAGUCCGUCGCCGUGGGCUCGGACGAGAACAUGAACGACGUGGUGAUCUGCCGCCGCUCGUCGCCGGACCGGAGCCGGGACGCGUCGGUGGGGACGGAGCGCGCGGAGACGCGGAGCGCGGCGGUGGGCGUGACCGAGGCCAUGCUGGGCACCUGCUCGGAGGCGGAGGCCGAGCUGGAGCUGCAGCACCAGACCAUCGAGGCGCUGAAGGAGAAGAUCUACCGGCUGGAGGUGUCGCUGAAGGAGACCACGCACCAGAUGGAGAUGAGCAAGCUCAAGCUGGAGCUGCAGCAGGCCGCGGCCGGCGGCAGCCGCAAGAAGGCCGACAAGGGCUGCACGGCCCGGCCCGAGAUGUACAGCACCGCCGUCGAGGCCUGCGUGUCCACUCACAGCCUCGGAGUCGGGAAUCACGAAGAGUCCAGCGGCGCUGACGACGACGACAAAGCGGUACAGGUCCAGGAGGUAGGGGUGUCCUGUCGGCCGGACACGAAAGCGGCGGCCGCGGGCCCGGACGUGCCGAUGGACCGGUGGGUGGUGCGCGAGCGGACGGAGUCGAGGGACCAGUGCGUGGGCCGGCGGGCGAGCGUGACGGACAAGAGCGUGGGCGCGCGGCCGAGCGUGUGCGAGGUGAGCGUCAACACGGAGGAGACGGUGGAGAGCCUGGGGCUGCUGCGCAAGGCCGAGGCCGAGGCGGCCCGAGAGGCACGGUCCAUCGGGUGCGGGGACUGCUCGGUGGACGUGACGGUGAGCCCCGUCAAAGAGCUGGUCAGCGCGGGGACCGAGACGGACGCCGUGAGCCGUGCGGACCGGGGGACCACGGUCCUGCCCGAGACCUCGUCUCAGUACUCCGAGACGGACGCGCUGGGGGUCAGCCGGUCCACCAGCACGGAGCGGAUCGCCGUGGUGGACUCGUGCACGGACACGGAGCUGAGCACGAGAGACCAGCACACCAGCACGGCGCCGACCGAGACCCGGACGGUGGCCGUCGGCGAGGGACUGGUCAAGGACGUGCAGGCCACGGUGAAGACGCGCUCGGUGGCCGUCGGGACGGCAACGCCGGGCGAGGCCGGGAGCGAACGGUCGUCGACGACGUCGUCGUCGUCGGGCAAAACCAAAGACAGCGGGGUGGGGCAGGUCUGCGUCAACGACAACUUCCUGGUGGGACUGAAGACCCGGACCAUCGCCUGCGGGCCUUCUCUUCCCCAGCUGCCCAACCUCUCCCUGCCCGGUCAGAACCCGGCCGCGGCCGUGCUGCUGACCCAAACCCAAACCCAGACCCAGACCCAGACCCAGGUGCCGCCUCUGGCUCCUCCGGGCUGCGUCCUGCCGGGUCCACCACCGCCAGCGUCCGGCGCCGGCCUGGACCACUACAUCGAGCGCGUGCAGAAGCUCCUGCAGGAGCAGCAGAUGCUGCUGGCGGAGAACUACAGCGAGCUGGCCGACGCCUUUGGCCAGCCGCACACCCAGUUUGGCUCCAUCAACAGCCAGCUGGUCAACACGCUGUCGUCCAUCAACUCGGUCAUGAAGUACGGCAGCGUGGAGGAGCUCCGCACCACCGACGUCACCAAGCGGGCCGCCGAUGGAAGCACGAGAGGAGACCAGCAGGUGGUCAGCAGGGUGAGUUCCCAGUCCCUGACCCUGAGGUCAGAGGUCAUCCAGACAGGGACGGAGAGCGUGAGCUCAGGGGUGACGGUCACGGACGAAAGCCGGCAGGCCGAGCUGAAGAGCCGCAUGGAUCAGCAGAUGUCCACGGCCCUGCACGGUCAGUCUGGCAGUCAGAAUACCCUGAAGUCCAUCAUGAAAAAGAAAGAUGGCCGUCAGGGAUCCAACGGUACCAAAAAGAACCUGCAGUUUGUGGGCGUCAAUGGAGGGUACGAGACCACGUCGAGUGACGACUCCAGCUCCGAGGAAAGCAGCUCCUCGGGCUCGGAGGACGAAGAGGAGGAGGAGGAGGAGGCGGAGGAGGAAGGAAAGGAGGCGCAGAAGAAUGUCAGAGAAGGGAGAAUGGGAGGAGAGGAGUUCUGUAACGAAGGAGCGGUGGAGGUGGGAAAGAGGGCUGAGCUCAGCGGCUCAGAGAAGCAGGAGAGGCGAGAGAGAUACGAGUUAAGUGAAAAGAUGGUGUCGGCGUGCAAUGUGCUGAAAGCCCACCUGAACGAUUCCAAGUCACUGACCAGCAAAGAUGUGCGGGCGUGCCUGAACACCGUGCAGCAGGAGUGGUUCCGCGUGUCCAGCCAGAAGUCGGCGGUGCCGGCCAUGGUGGAGGACUACCUGGGCGCCUUCCGCGCCGUCUCCGGCCCAGUGCUGCGGCACGUGGUCAACAUGGCCGACGGCAACGGCAACACCGCCCUGCACUACAGCGUGUCCCAUUCCAACUUCGACAUCGUCAAGACGCUGCUGGACGCAGAUGUCUGCAACGUCAAUCAGCAGAACAAGGCGGGCUACACCCCCAUCAUGCUGGCGGCCCUGGCGGCGGUGGAGUCGCCCAAGGACAUGCGCAUCGUGGAGGAGCUCUUCAGCAAAGGGGACGUCAACGCCAAAGCCAGCCAGGCGGGUCAGACGGCUCUGAUGCUGGCGGUGAGCCACGGGCGGAUGGACAUGGUGAAGGCGCUGCUGGCGUGCGGCGCCGACGUCAACGUGCAGGACGACGAGGGCUCCACGGCGCUCAUGUGCGCCAGCGAGCACGGCCACGUGGAGAUCGUCAAGCUGCUGCUCGCCCAGCCCGGCUGUGACGCCACGCUCAGCGACAGCGACGAGAGCAAUGCCCUGUCCAUAGCUCUGGAAGCGGGACACAAGGACAUUGCAGUGCUGCUGUACGCCCAUGUCAACUUCUCCAAAGCUCAGUCACCGGGCACGCCCCGACUUAGCAGGAAGACAUCGCCCAGCCCCACCAGGAGGAGUGUUUUCGACUAGACCCACACCCACCCAAAUCAACCCACACCACCCCAGCCCAGCCCAGCCCAGCCCAGCCCAGCCCAGCCCCACCCUGCCCUGAAUGCCCCCCACCUGACCCCCGACUCGCCCUCUCCUUCCAUGCUGCUAUCGGUUCAGGUUUGACGAGGAAAACCCAAAGCUCCUUCUCCAGUGGUCCGACCCAGUUGGUGGCCAGCGCUGGUGCCCUGAGCGACCUGCUCCAAAUCUGGCAGGACUAGAGGCUGAGGAGCCCUCCACUCCCUGGACUGACUGAAUGUACCCCAGCACCCCUCGUCAGGAAUGUUAGACAAACAAAGAAACAGACAGACAGAGCAAGUGUGAAAAGGAAAGGUUCAACACUUGAGCACCAGCGUCCAGAAGAGGAAAUUACUUGCAUAGCACUGGAACGUCAAACGUUUGGAGGCCUUUUGUAUUUUUUUGCCUUGGCCUGUCUGACUGGAGGUUUUGUCUGCAGAGAUUCUCUUCGGUCGGCAUGAUCGAGAUGUGGUUAUUAAUAAGUGCUUCAAAGAUGAUGGUGAGGUGGCCCUGAAGUGAUCAGCUUUGGGGGGUAUGAUCUCUCAUGGAUGUGCCCAGGACUCGUUUUUCUGUGUGUGUGGUUACUUUGCCCAAAAAUAAAGCUUUAUACUCGAGACGUAACCGUCUCUGUUUAUACAGUAUAUGUGUAUAUGCUGCCCAGUUUCGUAUCAGCCAAUUUUGUGUUCAGUCCUGUUUGUAUCCUAGCAAAGCUCCAGCAGGUAUGUGUGAUGCUUGCUGAUUGGGAUUCCUAAGACAAGAUUUUCUGGCUAUUUUCAAAUGAUCUUAUAUCUCAAUUGGAUAUAAACUUUACUUUUAUAUACAUGUCAUUUAUAUAUAUAUAUAUAUUUAAACAAUCACAGUAUUUUGGAUAUUUCCUUUUAUUUCCUAAUAGUACAUGAAGUUAUAUAUUUAUCAAUUAAAAGUUUUUAAUGCAGGUAUAAUUGUAUGGUCAUUGUACAUAAUGUAUUGUAUAGAGCUACUAGAGCUUGGAGAUACAGCUUUUUCUUUGUACAAUAAACUAUCCUGUUAUAGAUGUUAUUAGGUACUUCAUGUAAUAUCAGAACAGAAGUGCCUUCGACUUGCCAUAGAAGUGUAAACAACACUAAAACAUGUAUUUUCCCUCGGUCACACUUAAUCUUGUGAAAGGCCUUAAUAAUCCAACAGGUCCCUCUAUUUUCUUUGCUGCCUUUGACAGUUAGCACUCUGGCUCCCUCAUCUGGUGGUAGUUGGUUUGGCAACCAGCCUUGUGAUGUAAUUUAUUUUCUCUCUGUAUCUUACUAAUAAAAACAAUGUAAUUUAAA